Sporisorium graminicola is the source of this 1020-nucleotide messenger RNA. RefSeq lists its product as uncharacterized. The transcript has 4 exons. Gene Ontology annotation, cellular component: mediator complex. Bases 1 to 1020 code for a protein of 339 amino acids. Gene Ontology annotation, biological process: regulation of transcription by RNA polymerase II. Lineage: Eukaryota; Fungi; Basidiomycota; Ustilaginomycetes; Ustilaginales; Ustilaginaceae. The record is from RefSeq and is a predicted model, not a curated record. Gene Ontology annotation, molecular function: transcription coregulator activity.
AUGGUCAAAUCCGACGCCGACGUCAUCAAGGAGUUCAACGAACUGGUCAACAUGACCGCCUCCGACCUCGAGAAAUGGCUCAAGUCCAACGACUCGACUUCCUCUGGCUGGACCAACGGCAACUCCGGCGAGACGGUCGGCCACAACUCUGGAACCAAGAUUGUCGACAUCCUCAAACGCAACCCGGACAAGAAGAAGGACAAGUACACCGAGGAAGACAUCAAGCACAUGCGUAAAGUGGUCAGCUACAACAAGAGGCAUCUGGCGCAGGAGCAGCACCUCAAGCAGAAGAAGUCCAAAGAGGAGCUGCAAAAGACAAAGAGCUACAAGAGCUUGAAGAGCGGCCAGCCAGACACUUCCUCUCCAGCAUCCAACUUCCGAUCCGACGUCGCCCUGCCCACCGCACUCAACCUCGGCAAAAUCGGCACCUCGGCCACCGCCGCUUCCACCGCAGCUGCCUCGGCGACCAACGCGCGACAAGUCCAUUCGGGAGAAUAUCUUGACUCGUUGGAAGAGGGCGUCAACAAGACCAUCGAUGCCGAAAUCGAGACUUUACUGUCUAGCUACAAGGAGCUUGUCUCGCUUGCCACUAUUGCGGAUAAAGACAAGUACCGCGUGGCUCAAGAAGCAUUCCAAACCGAAGCGAGAGCAGACAUCAUGGUCCGAUCCACACAAACCCUCUCGCUGCUAUCGGAAGCGCUGAAACUCUCGCUCUUGCUGUCCAAGUCGCCCGAUCCCGCGCUCAACGACGAAGCCAUCGACCUUAUCAAGAGCACCGAAACCGAGAAGUUGCGGUGUGCUUUACUGCUCGGCGAGAUCAUGGGGCUGGACAAUGCAACAGCCCAAGACCUGGUCAGGGAGAUGGACCACUCUUACGUCGAGAGCAAGACCGGCCCGGCGCCGUCUUCGAGUACAGACGCGAGACAACAAGGCGCGGCAGCUGUGCGGGGAGACAGCGCCGACGACGACGACAUGGAAGAGCUGGAAGACGACGAGAUGGAAGAUGUCUCUGCGGGUUGA